Molecule: messenger RNA, 1045 nt
Organism: Paramecium primaurelia
Lineage: Eukaryota; Ciliophora; Oligohymenophorea; Peniculida; Parameciidae
Source: the annotation of a GenBank genome assembly
AUGAACAGUGAAUAAAUUGUUACCUUAUAUAAAAAUAAAGUAGAAGAAUGUGUUGAAGGUGUUUAAUAAUAUUUAGAUGUAAGUUAUUGAAUAAUUAGUGCUCAUUCAAUAAAAUUAAUGCUUAUUUAGAUUAAUUACUUCUUGAUCCUUAUCCAUCUAUUCCAAUCAAGAAUCUAAAUUUGGUUGUACCAGUUGUAUAAAUAUAAAUACCUUCUACAAAAACAUUAAUUAAUUAAUUAAUUGAAGAAGUGAAACCUAUAAUCAAUUCAACUAUUUAUAAAAAAUUAAAUAAAAAUUAGAAAACAUACAUAAAAUUUAAUAAUAGAAUCAAAUUUUAUAAGAUAAUCAUCAUUAAUCAAAUCUUAAAUCAUUCAAUUAUAAUUUAAUAUAGAAUCAUUCAAUUAAAUAAAUUGAAUAGUGUAAAGCAAUUGCUAUUAAUAAAGAAAAUUCAAUAGUAUUAGCUGAAUGUAAUAGUGAGAUAAAAGUAUUUGAAUUUAAAUAAGAAUAGUUGAAACAAAUUUAACUUAUAAGUGAACAUUAAUUGGAUGUUACAAGUUUAAAUUUUAUGAAGAAACUAAAUCAAUUUAUAUCUGGGAGUAAUGAUAAUUAGAUUAUUAUAUGGUGUAUGGAUUAAUGUUAUUAAUGGAUCAGCUCAUAAAAAUUGAAUGAACAUAAAGAUGAUAUUGAUUUUUUAUUAUUAAACAAUAAUGAAGAUCUUCUACUUUCUGGAAGUAAUGAUAAAACAAUUAAAUUUUGGAUAAAUACAAUGAAUGGAUAUGUCAUAAACUAUUACAGAUCAUUAAUAAUAGAACAGUCAUCAUAGGAUUAAAAAUGGAAUGUAAUAUAAAAGAUAAAAGUCUUAGAGUAUGCUUUAUCAAUGAUAAUGUGUUCACUUUCCAACCUUUAUGUAGAGAAUAAAUGUAUGUUUAUGAGAUCAAUAAUACUAAUAAAUAGUACUCAAAGACAAAAGAAAUUGCUGUUAAAUGUGAUUAUUUUGUAUGUUAUUACUAUUUCCCUUAAUAAUAUAUCAAGUCGAAAUGCAUGA